ACUCAAUGUAGAGCAUUGAAGUAAAGUUAAUAAGUACCUAGUACAUACCUCACCAGCCAGCCAUACUUCAAAUCGUUUUCUGCCUACCUAGUACAAUAUUGUCCUAAUAUUGUAUGUCGUAGUCUGGAGGGGGAUCGACACACGGCACACGAUAUUGCAUCGCCGAAACAAACGUCAAUCUGACCUGGGCUUGCUGGCUCAUAUACUAUGGCGAGCACCAUAUGGUUUUCCAUUCACACUUGCACUACCUGCGCCUAAUUGCGCCUUGUUUGGCUAUAUACUGCAAUCAUGUCUACCAAAGACCCCUCCUUCAGUUCUAACAACCCCUUUCGUCGAAAGCUGGGUAAUUUCUCCAGCCAUGGUCACAGUCCUGCUCACAGCCCCGCUCCAACUACCGCUUCGAUAUUCGACGGAUCUCUUGAUUCUAUCCCUCGGCCUCCACCCACCACAUUCAGGUCCGCCUCAUCUGAAGACGACAGGCGACAGGAAGAUGAGAAGCACGAUAUAGGGAGGGAGACCACUACGAAUACUGGUGGAACAGUACCAGAGCAGCCGAGGCCGAAGAAGGUUGUGAAGAAAGUUCGUGUUCAAUCACCACCUCCAUCUUCGCCAGAGGAUGCUGUGCCGAUACCCCGCUUCCCGACCGUGAACGACAGCGAUAGCGAUAGCGAUAGCGACGACGACGAUGAUGUGGAUGACGAUGAUGAAGACGAUGAUGAUGAAUACGGAGAUGAAUAUAAUAGUGACUCACGAGAAUAUAGGCAACAUGCUGGUCCUCCCGGAGUAGGCCCGUCCCCCACCAACAGUAGAGACAGCAAUAUCUCCGAUCAUACUCAACCUAGAUUAGCACCGUCGGCGAAUCCAUUCUCAAAAACGGUGCAUGUCCUAGAACAGACAGGCCAGGGACAGGAUGCCAAUACAUUUGCAACUAGUACGACGGCAAAGGGGGCUCUUGAUGUUGAUUCGUUUAAGAGAUUGCUAUUGACUGGUUAUGCGAACAUCUCGGGCCCAUCAUCUAUACCGGCAUUGAGUACUGGGGGCAAUGCUAAGGCUUUACCACAUGAUGGUGCGAGCAAUACAGAUGCAAGCUCUGUUUCUCGCCAAUCUAUAAUGGAUGCCAUAUCGCAAGAGACUCCGCGAACUUCGCACGAGAUCUCUGAGACGGAUGAUCCGGAAGAGCGAAGAGGGAUUGUCCCCUCUUCUCCCCUGGCCACUCCUCUCCCCUCCACCUCGACAAAGAAAAAGCCACCACCUCCCAACUCUCGACAUGGUAAAUUGAUAAAGAUUGAAUUGGGCGCCGACAUGGACUCUCGUCCUUCUAGAAAUCCAACACCUCCCAUGCCUAUCAGUGCUCCUUCUCAUUCUACUUUAGCACCACCCCGUAAAUCUGGCAUUUACCCUGUUGCUCCAGGGCCAGCUCAUUCCUCAACCACUGACGUGAACAAGCCACUCCCGCAAGCCCCUUUUCGCCCUUCCGGGGAGGAAGCAACUGAUUCGCCUUUUGAUCGUGAAGCUAUAGGCAAGGCGCCUGAACCUUUCACCAACCUCCAAGCUAACGCGCGCCCUCCAACGCCUCCGGCUGUUACACGGGGCCGGUCUGGGUCGAAUGGCAGCACACAAGCCCGCAAACCUGUCGCCCCCCCACCGCGUCGACAUGGAAGAAGUGAUAGUAGAGCACCUUCCAUCAAUACUACAACUGUGGAUGACGAGACCCCUCCAAGGUCGUCGUUAGACUCGAAUCGGUCACGGACGGAUAGUCUACGAGCAAAUACUACCCCAGCCAGCAAUGUUGGCAUACCUGCUCCUCCACCUCCUCGCCGACCGAACCAUGCCAGACAGGGGAGUUCCUAUGCGAGCCCCAAUCAGGGAAGCUUUACCUCAUUAUCUGCAACAAGUCCGGGUAUUAGUGAAAGCGAACGUAGCCCAGUCGGAAUGGGGAUUCGUCCCGUAAGUAGUGGUGGCCAGACGGAGGGUUCGACAGGUCUAGCCACUUUCACCACAAGUAAAGACGGGCUCCCCAAACUAUCUCCACCACCACCGCCACCGGCCAGACAGGCUAGCACAAGACGACCCGCUAGUGUUAGAAGCGUGGAUCUUGGAAACGGACACAGCACAGCGAGAAAGGUGAGCAAGGAAAAAGAUGGGAACGCGCCGCCGCCGCCGCCUCCUCCUCCGAGGCAACGUGGUGGUAGCCGUGCAAGUGCAGAAACUCCUGCCUCUGACGCGGAAGGCACGAAAGGCGUAAGCGAUGAGACGCAACAAGAGAUUUCGACCUCUACCCAAGCCCCUGCAACCCAACAAAGUACGGAAAUCCUAGCAGAUCUAGAUGCAUUACAGAGGGAAGUUGACGCCCUGAUGGGCAGGUACGGGAAACCUGGUGGGAGCUAAGAAAAGCUCCGCGCUUAGCCUUCCGAAACCAACUAUCGAAAUUUAUCGAAAAACCGGAGGACCAUCAACAUGAGGCCUAGCAUAAGCAGGUUAUAGGCAUGUAAUGAGGCCACCUACCGCCUGGGUGUAAGCGGAGAGCAAGCAGGAAGGGAGGAGGUAGCAUGACCGCCUCGGGCUCUUUUCUUUUUAUGCCUUUUGUCGCUGGAUAUGAGACAUGAACUAUGCGUUUACGUGGUGCAAGUGUUCAUAAUAGGAUGAUGAUUGAUCGGUCCCUUGUACAGUAGGUUAACUGUUGAUGACGGUUACCUACCUAUGGUGCCGACAUACUGGCUCUUGGGAAGAUGUUUAAAGAUCAACUGUCCCAUGUUCGCUUGCCUGACUAGGUAAGUAGGUAGUAGGUAGGUAGGUACGGACGGGUAUUGACCGACAUAGGUAUACAGAGAUA
Hypoxylon fragiforme is the source of this 2833-nucleotide messenger RNA. RefSeq lists its product as uncharacterized. Lineage: Eukaryota; Fungi; Ascomycota; Sordariomycetes; Xylariales; Hypoxylaceae. The transcript is spliced from 4 exons. The record is from RefSeq and is a predicted model, not a curated record. Bases 289 to 2388 code for a protein of 699 amino acids.